This is a messenger RNA of Anastrepha ludens (Mexican fruit fly), 2762 nucleotides long. Its product is annotated as clumping factor A-like. The record is from RefSeq and is a predicted model, not a curated record. The coding region runs from base 72 to 2078 and encodes 668 amino acids. Lineage: Eukaryota; Metazoa; Arthropoda; Insecta; Diptera; Tephritidae. The transcript has 2 exons.
UAUAAAAACCCCUUACUGUGAAAGCUUCGUCAGACAGUCCUAAAUCGUGUGUUAGAAAUUGUGUUAACAAAAUGUUGAAGAAAUUUGUUUGCUUCUUUGUGCUGAUUAGUGCAAUCGGACUCAUCAGCGAAUGGCCAAGCGCCCAUGGAAAUGCUGUAUAUCCAAUAGGGUCUCCUGAAUAUUUCUCAGCAAAUUCGUUCGACUCUGAUAAAGAUUCUUUAAAAGCUGCUGGAGAUUCAUUAGACCCCGCCGUAGAUUCAUUAGACUCUGCUGCAGAUUCAUUAGACUUUGCCGAAGAUUCAUUAGAUUCUGGUGGAGAUCCAUUGGAUGCUGCAAACGAUUCAUUAAAUUCUGGUGAAGAUUCAAUAGACGCUGCUGGAGACUCAUUAGGCCCUGCUGGAGAUUCAUUAGACUCUACCGAAGGUUCUUUAGACGCUGCUAGAGAUUCAUUAGUCUCUGCCGGAAAUUCAUUAGACUCUGCUGACGAUGCUGUAGACUCUGUUGGAGACCCACUAGACUCAGCUGAAGAUUCAUUAUACUCUGCCGAAGAUUCAUUAGACGCUGCUGGAUAUUCAUUAGACUCUGCUGACGAUGCUGUAGACUCUGCUGGAGACCCAUUAGACUCUGCAAAAGACACUUUAAAUUCUGGUGAAGAUACAACAGCCGCUGCUGGAGACUCAUUAGGCUCUGCCGAAGAUCCAUUAGAAGCUGCUGGAGAUUCACUAAACUCUGCUGAUGAUGCUGUAGACUCUGAUGGAGAUCCAUUAGACUCUGCUGGAGAUUCAUUAGACUCUGCUGGAAAUUUAUUAGACUCUGCUGGAGACCCAUUAGACGCUGCUGGAGACUCAUUAUACUCUGCUGGAGAUUCAUUAGACGCUGCUGGAGACUCAUUAGACUCAUUAGACCCUGCUGGAGAUUCAUUAGACCCUGAUGGAGCUUCAUUAGACUUUGAUGGAGAUUUAUUAGACUCAGCUGAAGAUUCAUUAGACUCUGCUGAAGAUCCAUUAGAUUCUGAAGAAGAUCCAUUAAACUAUGAUGGAGGCUCAUUAGCUUUUGAUAGAGAUUUAUUAGACUCUACUGAAGAUGCAAUAGACUCUGCUGGAGAUUCGUUAGUCUCUGAUUCAGAUUCAUUAGACUCUGCUGAAGAUUCAUUAGACUGUGCUAGAGAUUGUAUAGAUUCUGAUGAAGAUUCAUUAGACCCUGAUGGAUCCUCAUUAGAUUUCGAUGGAGAUUUAUUAGACUCCACUGAAGGUGCAGUAGACUCUGCCGGACAUCCAUUAUACUCUGAUAGAGAUUUAUUAUACUCCGCUAGAAAUUCAUUACACUUUGCCACAGAUUCAUUAGACUCUGCUAGAAAUUCAUUACACUUUACUAGAGAUUCAUUAUACUCUGCUCGCGAUUCAUUAGACUCUGAUGAACAUUUAUUAGACUCUGCUGAAGAUUCAUUAGAUUCCAACGAAGAUUCAUUACACCUUGAUGGAGCUUCAUUAGACUUUAAUGGAGAUUUAUUAGGCUCUGCUGAAGAUUCAUUAGACUGUGCUAGAGAUUGUAUAGAUUCUGAUGAAGAUUCAUUAGACCCUGAUGGAUCCUCAUUAGAUUUCAAUGGAGAUUUAUUAGACUCUACUGAAGAUGCAAUGGACUCUGCUGGACAUUCAUUAGACUCUGAUGGAGCUUUACUAGACUCUGCUAGAAAUUCAUUAAACUUUUUUUCAGAUUCAUUUGACUCUGAUUCAGAUUCAUUUGACUCUGAUUCAGAUUCAUUUGACUCUGAUUCAGAUUCAUUUGACUCUGAUUCAGAUUCAUUUGCCUCUGCUGAAGAUUCAUUAGACUGUGCUAGAGAUUGUAUAGAUUCUGAUGAAGAUUCAUUAGACCCUGAUGGAUCCUCAUUAGAUUUCGAUGGAGAUUUAUUAGACUCUACUGAAGAUGCAAUGGACUCUGCUGGACAUUCAUUAGACUCUGAUGGAGCUUUACUAGACUCUGCUAGAAAUUCAUUAAAUUUUUUUCAGAUUCAUUUGACUCUGAUUCAGAUUCAUUUGACUCUGAUUCAGAUUCAUUUGCCUCUGCUGAAGACUCAGUAGACUGUGCUAGAGAUUGUAUAGAUUCUGAUGAAGAUUCAUUAGACCCUGAUGGAUCCUCAUUAGAUUUCGAUGGAGAUUUAUUAGACUCUACUGAAGAUGCAAUUGACUCUGCUGGACAUUCAUUAGACUCUGAUGGAGCUUUACUAGACUCUGCUAGAAAUUCAUUAUACUUUUUUUCAGAUUCAUUUGACUCUGAUUCAGAUUCAUUUGACUCUGAUUCAGAUUCAUUUGACUCUGAUUCAGAUUCAUUUGACUCUGAUUCAGAUUCAUUUGCCUCUGCUGAAGAUUCAUUAGACUGUGCUAGAGAUUGUAUAGAUUCUGAUGAAGAUUCCUUAGACCCUGAUGGAUCCUCAUUAGGUUUCGAUGGAGAUUUAUUAGACUCUACUGAAGAUUCAUUUGCCUCUGCUGGACAUUCAUUAGACUCUGAUGGAGCUUUACUAGACUCUGCUAGAAAUUCAUUAAACUUUUUUCCAGAUUCAUUUGACUCAGAUUCAGAUUCAUUUGAGUCUGAUUCAGAUUCAUUUGACUCUGAUUCAGAUUCAUUUGCCUCUGAUUCGGAUUCAAUAGAUUCUUCCGAAUCACUCUCUGUUGAUGACAGAUAAGAAAUGAAUUAAAACUUAGAGAAGACAAUUGUAAAUCAAAAUAUUGACUUUGAAUCUAAAUAUAAUAUUCUUACCAGAGUAA